Fulmarus glacialis (Northern fulmar) is the source of this 3386-nucleotide messenger RNA. Its product is annotated as E3 ubiquitin-protein ligase RBBP6-like. The record is from RefSeq and is a predicted model, not a curated record. Gene Ontology annotation, biological process: ubiquitin-dependent protein catabolic process; protein ubiquitination; mRNA processing. Gene Ontology annotation, cellular component: nucleus. Gene Ontology annotation, molecular function: nucleic acid binding; ubiquitin protein ligase activity; zinc ion binding. The annotation marks the transcript as partial. The transcript has 12 exons. Lineage: Eukaryota; Metazoa; Chordata; Aves; Procellariiformes; Procellariidae.
ACUGCCAAUCUGGCUGAAGCCAAUGCUUCUGAAGAAGAUAAAAUAAAAGCUAUGAUGACACAGUCUGGCCAUGUAUAUGAUCCAAUCAAUUACAUGAAGAAACCCUUGGGUCCGCCGCCAUCAUCAUAUACUUGCUUUCGUUGCGGAAAACCUGGCCACUAUAUAAAGAACUGCCCAACAAAUGGGGACAAAAAUUUUGAGUCUGUUCCCAGAAUUAAAAAGAGCACAGGAAUUCCAAGGAGUUUCAUGAUGGAGGUGAAAGAUCCCAAUACAAAGGGUGCUAUGCUGACAAACACUGGAAAAUAUGCAAUACCAACUAUUAAUGCGGAAGCUUAUGCUAGAGGAAAGAAGGAAAAGCCUCCCUUUUUACCAGAGGAGCCCGAGUCCUCCUCUUCCUCAGAUGAUCCUUUUCCAGAUGAGUUGUUAUGUCUCAUUUGUAAAGAUAUAAUGACUGAUGCAGUUGUUAUUCCCUGCUGUAGAAACAGUUACUGUGACGAAUGUAUUAGAACAGCAUUACUGGAAUCUGAGGAACAUACAUGCCCAACGUGUCAUCAAACAGAUGUUUCUCCUGAUGCUUUAAUUGCCAACACGUUCCUACGCAAGGCUGUGAACAACUUCAAAAAUGGAACUGGCUACACAAAAAGGCUCCAUAAGCAGAUUCAGGAGCAACAGCAGCAGCCACCACCACCUCCACCACCGCUAAUGAGACAAACAAUGAUACGCAACCUGCAGCCUCUACUCCGGCAAACAAUUUCCAGACAGCAGGAUCCACUAAUGAUACCAUUAGCUUCUCUGGCUUCUCAUUCUGCUGCUGCUUUGUCAUUGUUGGCCCCUGGUGAGUCAUCUGUGGCAGCUGGGCUGCCAGUAAACCCGUCUUCUGUUGUUGUCUCUGAUGUCCCUCCAGCAGUGUCCCUAUCUCUCCGUGCUGAAAAGCCAGAUGGACCUUUUUGUGAUGCCGAUACUGUUAUACUUCCUGCAGCUCUGGUGACUGCCACUGAACUUUCUAAAUCUCCCUCUCUGUCAAUCAGCAGUUUGUUGGAAGAGAAGGGCUAUCAGGUUCCUGUACUAAGACAACCAGCAUUACCAAGUCUUCUGGGCCCCCAAGGACAAUCAAUACCCACAACUGGUCAUCCAAUGAGAGCCAGUACAAUUCGCUCAGCAGGUGGCAGACCAGGCUGGGAACUAAGUUCAAAUCGAGGACGCCCGCAUAGUGAACGUACCCAAAGGGCUCAGGCCCCAACACUACCAGCAUCAACACCAGUCUUUGUGCCUGUGCCUUCACCUCCCUUGUAUCCUCCACCACCCCAUGCACUUCCUCUUCCACCGGGGGUACCACCACCACAGUUUCCACCUGGUCAGCCUCCAUCUGCUGGGUACACUGUCCCCCCUCCAGGAUAUCCCCCAGCUCCUGCAAACAUGUCGUCAGCUUGGGUACCAAGAGCAGUACCAACAGCUCAUUCAAAUGCCAUCCCAAAGACACAAGCGCCUCCUUUACCUAGGGAGUUUUACAGAGAACAACAGAGACUUAAAGAGGAGGAGAAGAAAAUGUCCAAAUGUGAUGAGUUUACAAAUGAUUUUGCUAAGGAAUUGGUGGAAUAUAAAAAGAUUCAAAAGGAGCAUAGGCGUUCGUUUUCCAGGUCCGAGUCUCCUUAUAGUGCUUCAUCUUACUCUAGAAGUUCAUAUAUCUACUCCAAGUCAAGAUCAGGUUCUUCCUGCUCUCGCUCCUACUCUCAGUCAUUUAGUCAUUCCCAUUCUCGUUCCUACUCGCGAUCGCCGAUGUAUCCAAGAGGAGGCAAAGGGAAGAGUCGUAACUCUCGUUCUAGGUCAAGGUCACAUGGUUAUCAGCGUUCAAGGUCAGGGUCACCCCCAUACAGAAGAUACCAUUCACGGUCAAGGUCUCCAGUAUUUAGAGGCCAGUCUCCCACUAAAAGGACUAUACCUCAAGGGGAAGGAGAAAGGGAGUAUUUUAACAGAUACACAGAAGUUCCACCAUAUGAUAUGAAAGCUUACUAUGGCAGAUCUAUUGACUUUACAGAUCCGUUUGAAAAGGAAAGAUACAGAGAGUGGGAAAGGAACCGUAGAGAAUGGUAUGAAAAGUUUUACAAGGGCUAUGCUGUUGGUGCUCAACCUCGACCUCCAGAAAAUAGAGAGAACUUUUCUCCAGAUAGGUUUGGUCCACCUGGGACCAGACGAGAGAAUUCGCCAUGUGCUCGGGGAUGUAGGGAGGAUUAUCCUGGUGGGCAGAGGUACAGAAAUCGUAAUAUAGCUGGAAAUUACUCUGAAAAACCUUCUGGAAGUGAGAGCCUUGGCAUCAAAGCACCUACAAAAUCAAAAGAGAAGGAGGUGGAAAAUCCACUGGGGGAUGGCAAAGGAAAUAAACAUAAAAAACACCGGAAGAGAAGAAAAGGAGAUGAGAAUGAAAGAUUUCCCAAUGCUGAGUUGCUAGAAGGUGCGAAAAAACCAAGAGAGGCAAUUACGGCAGAAGACAUUAAAAUGGGCUCUCUGUUCAUGCUCCCAAGCAGAGAUGAAGCCAUCCCUGUGAGAGAUGAGCUGACGGAAGCAGAUUCUAUUGCUUUCAAACUGGUGUCUGAAAAAGAGAAAAAAGGGAAGAAGGAUAAGCCAAAAGCAAAAAUUGACAAGACAAAGCAGAAAGUAGAAGUGGCUGUUCCUCCUAAGAAAGACAAUAUAAUGAAACCAGCUAAAGCUUCCCAAGAGAAGGUGGACACCGAUGGUGAAAAAUCUCUUCGAAUGCAAGGUCCUGUGAAAAAAGUGAAGGAGGAGUUGCCAAAGACAGAGAAUGUUAAAACAUCUUCCUCUCAAAAGGAUGAGAAGGCUCUUGGUAUCCCUUGGAAAGUUCACCCAAAAGUGACAAAAGAUCACCCAGAAACUAGACCAGCCAAGGAAGAAAAGGCAAAGAAAGACCAUCCAAAAGAAACCAAGUCGGAGAAGCCCUCCAACAAAGAGGACAAGUCAAAAAAAACUGCUGAAAAAAGCAAACCUUCUGAUGCAAAACCUGAAAAAAGAAAAAGAAAAGUAGAUGAAAAGGUUGAUAAAGAACAUGAAGCCACUUGUAUAAAAGCCUGUAAACCAGAAACUGAAUCAAAAACGUUGCCAAAGGGGAAGACCAAGCCUGACGGUGAAAAAGGAGAGCGAACUCCAGAAAAGGUUAAAUCUGCUUUUCUUAACAACCCCGCAAAAAAGAUUAAACUUAACCAAGAAACUGGCAAAAAGAUUGUGAGUGGAGAAAAGGUGCCACCUGCAGAAGAACCUGUUGAGAAACCUGAGCCGAGCAGCAGCAAAGUUAAACAAGAAAAAGCAAAGGGAAAAGUGAGAAGAAAAGUAACAGCAGCUGACAGAUCUAGUUCAACUCUUGUAGAUUACACCAG